CUUGGCACAGAAAGAUGGAGUUAGUGCAAGGGCUCUGCAUCUAGUCCGGCCACAUGUGAAGCCAAAACAUUCAGCUCUACACCAGGAUUUACACAAACGGACAUGUAUAAUAAGUUUAUCUACUGUAUAUUUAAUAUGAGAAGCUUCAAACAAUCCCUAGAGUUGAACAGGAAGAAAUGAAGACAACACACUUGGACAAAGCUGCUCCAGCAAUCUUUGAGAAGGCGACACUUUCCCUUUUUCAUUUGGACUUUGUUUCACCGACAACAUGCCGGAGGAGCGCAUAUCCCGCUGGUAUUUUGGAGGGAUCUCCUCGAGUGCAGCGGCCUGUUUAACACACCCUUUGGAUUUAAUUAAGGUAAAUAAUGAAGUCGAUUGUUUUUUCAUUUAAAGACCACUGAAGCAUAUUUCCCUUUUAAGAAUAUAGAGAAAUCCACAGUUGUAGACCUCAUUAAUCUGUCUCACAGUGGAAAAUGUUAAUGGAAUUUUAUUCUAUAAAGGUUCAUUGAGCUCUCUUUUCCUGUUGACACAGACUUUUGAAUAUCUCGCUCUUUUAUAGCCUUGAUUAGGGCUUUCAAUGGGCUUGCCUUGAUGCUUUAAGUGCGUGUAAUGAUGACAGAAACAUCCUUAGCAGAGCUCCACUUUUGUAUUUUCAAUACCUGUUUACCAGCUUUUCAUUUCCCGCCAUCUAUUAGCACUUUAAUUGAAUGUUUGGGGUGAUUUCUAUAAAGGCAGCUAACAUUACCGCCCAAGUUGAAUACAACCUGAAUAGUGAUGUCAAACAAAUACAUACUGAUUGUAAUAGUAGCCUGAUUGUAGUAUAAAACCUCAAAUUGCUUUCUUGCCCUAAAACAACCUCUUUUAUAUGACACCAGAGGUUCUUCCAAACACAAGAGUGGAUCUGUUGUCACCAAGUUUGAACUAAAUUCUACCUUCUGCACCUCUAAGUGUUUUUCCUUGAAUUUUGCUCGAUGCAAGAUAAAAAAAAAAAAAGUACUCAAAAAGGACAAGAGAUGUUUUUCCUUGACAUCCCUCUCCGCUCCAUGUAAGUGCAGGCAGUCUUCACACUCAUUUAAAGUGUGGCUGACCUUCCACGCUGCUUUCAUGUGGUCCUUUACAGGUGCACUUACAAACUCAGCAGGAGGUGAGGGCGAGGAUGAUUGGGAUGACGGUGAACGUGGUGAGGAGGGAGGGUGUUCUGGCUCUCUACAGCGGCCUCAGCGCAUCAGUCUGUCGACAGGUGGAAUACUUUAUCCCCUUUUUUUUCAACUCAUACACUCAGUGUUGAUCAGUCUUGCAUAAUUUUCUUUUUCUUUCUUUCUGUAGAUGACAUACUCUAUGACACGAUUUGCCAUUUAUGAGACAGUCAGAGACAAGAUGUACAGAGAGAACAAGAGCCUCAUGCCUUUCUAUCAGAAAGUCCUGCUGGGUGCCUUUGGCGGUAUGUAUGUUGUUUGAUAACUUUCGUUUUUUUGCACAAGCAUUAUCGCAAUUAAUUUCUGAUAAUUAUGCAAUGUGUGUUUUCUACCAGGGUUUGCAGGUGGUUUUGUUGGGACUCCAGCUGACUUGGUAAAUGUGCGGUGAGUUAAGCGGACAGAUGAUUUGUAUAGUUUUAAAGUUUUAUUUUACAUAAAUAUCAAUAAUGUCAAACUAGUAAAAGCCACAAACAAGGUUAUUCUCAUUUUGGCUUUAUCUUAAGUUGAACAAGCAAGUUUGCUGUUAUGCUUCAACCUUUCAAGCUCAUGAUUCAAGUUUAAUGGACUGUUUUUACUCAAUAGCCAGAUAAUCACUCUGAGGGCCUCUCAUCCUGACAGCUAAUUGGCUUAAAUCUACUUUAAUCUCUCACAUGUGCAGAAUGCAGAAUGAUGUCAAGUUGCCAGCAGAACUCAGGCGAAAGUGAGUCAAUGGAGAUAAAUCCUCCGCACAUCGUUUUUGUUGGUUUAUUCUGCUUGUGUGCAAAUCUCCACAUGGUGAAUUUUUCUCAUCCUAACAGUUAUGUUCAUGCGCUUGAUGGAUUGCUGCGCGUUUGGAGAGAAGGUAAGAGCAGAUUUAUUUAAAAUUGAGAACAGACCGAAACUCAUAUUGAUGUCCUUCGAUGUACAAGAGCAAACAAGACUUAUGGUUUUUACAGUCUAGUUUUUUGGGCAUAAAUUUGACGAUUAAAAGUCAGAAUGAGGAUUUUUUUUUGCCCGAAGACACUACUUAAGUAUAAGCAAACACAGCUUUGUCCACAGGAGGCGCCAAAGUCAACACAAACAGAGAGUUUCACACAGGAGCUUUAAUGAAUAUACUGUUUUAACCAAAUGGUCUGGACAUAUUCACACUAACAAUGAUGAUGAGCUGUACGUAUGAGUUAACCUCAUGAGUUAACCUUACUAAGUCUUUCUGGUGGUCUUUGGAUUUAUUCAUGGCUACUGAAUGGACCGAAAUUCAUAUUGAUGCCCUUCUAUAUAUAAAAGCAAACAAAACUGAUGAUCUUUAAAUUCUAGUUUUGUGGGCAUAAUUUUGAACAAAUUUGACGAUUAAAAGUCAGAAUACGUUUUUUUUGUCUAAAGACACUACUUUAGCAUAAGCAAGUAUAGCUUUGUCCACAGGAGGCGCCAAAAUCGACACAAACAGAAAGUUUUUUACAGGAGCUUUUAUGAAAACACUGUUUUAUCCAAAUAUAGGUUUUAAAUGAUUUACAAACCAUCAAGUUCUUAUUUUAAAUCAACAUUUACUUCACAGCGUCACAACCUUUUUUAGAAUAAGAGUUGCACAUGAGUGUUAAACUUCCUUUCCUUCGUUUGUUGAAAUACUAAAGGAGUAAUGUAACCAGAAAAGAUGCCAAUUUAUAACAUGUAUGAAAGAUAAAGUUUGAAAGAGAAUUUUGUGAGCCUGUCUUCAGUGUUUUUUUACUCCUAUUAUCUGUUAUUAUUUUACCUCUAAUGUUUUCUUACGUCCUUGUAGAAGGACUGAGGAAGCUGUUCUCUGGUGCUACGCUGGCCUCUACCAGAGGUGCGCUGGUCUCUGUUGGACAGGUAAAGACAUCUACAAUAAUUAAGUAUAUAAAAAAAAAAAAGAAGUGCUGCACUAUCUAUUUCACUGUCUGUGCACAUGUUGCUUUCUGCAGCUGUCUUGCUAUGACCAGUCCAAGCAGUUGGUUCUGGCGACAGGUUACCUGCCUGACAACAUCCUAACACACUUCCUGGCGAGUGUGAUUGCAGUAAGUGAAUCACCUCUCACUCCUGUCAUACAGUUAUUACAUUUUACACACUAAGACAGUUUCUAUCGCUCUGUGCAGGGCGGAUGUGCGACUAUCCUCUGCCAACCUCUGGAUGUGGUUAAAACCAGACUGAUGAACUCCACACAGGAAUACAGGGUGAGCUUGUGUACACAUGCUGUCUCUGUGUGCUCUGUGUGUUGUGGUUAAGUGGAGAAUUUCUCUGACAUGUAUGUUUUAUUCAUUUGCCGCUCAGCUUGAUGUGUCUUUUUGUUUGUGUCUGCUCUUUUACAGGGUGUACUUCACUGUCUGACAGAUACAGCAAGGCUCGGCCCCAAGGCAUUUUACAAGGUGGAUGCUCAGGAGACGUUCAGUUUCACGCUGAUCCCUCGAGUUAAAUUGUUUAUACGUUUAUUAUCCAAAAUAAAUAUUUGGACCUGCUGAGAUGUUAAUUUGUUGUACUUUCAGGGUCUUGUUCCUGCUGGAAUCCGUCUCGUCCCUCAUACAGUCUUCACCUUCUUAUUCCUCGAACAGCUGAGGCAGCGUUUCGGUGUUGUGGUCGUCAACUGAGAGAGUUGCAGUAAUUCCUGAGGGCUCCAGUGGACGUAUUCAUACUAACAAUAAUGACAAGCUGUACAAGUAUGAGUUAACCCAUGAGUUAACCUUAGUAAUUCUCUCUGUCAUUUGUUUUUACUUGAUGAACAAAUAAUCAUUCUUUAAUUGUGUGUGUUUUUUUUUUUUUUACUUUUAAGCUGUGAUUUAAAAGAACUUUGUGCAUCUACUGUGAAACAUGCCGUGAAAUAAAAUUGUUCAAAGAUGA
Xyrichtys novacula (pearly razorfish) is the source of this 4022-nucleotide messenger RNA. The record is from the annotation of a GenBank genome assembly. Lineage: Eukaryota; Metazoa; Chordata; Actinopteri; Labriformes; Labridae.